This is a messenger RNA of Rhipicephalus sanguineus (brown dog tick), 2172 nucleotides long. RefSeq names its product very long-chain specific acyl-CoA dehydrogenase, mitochondrial (gene Acadvl). The record is from RefSeq and is a predicted model, not a curated record. Gene Ontology annotation, molecular function: flavin adenine dinucleotide binding; fatty-acyl-CoA binding; very-long-chain fatty acyl-CoA dehydrogenase activity. The coding region runs from base 202 to 2082 and encodes 626 amino acids. The transcript has 13 exons. NCBI's taxonomy places the organism in Eukaryota, Metazoa, Arthropoda, Arachnida, Ixodida, Ixodidae.
UCUCGUGCAGAGAAGCGGGCGUUAGUUUUGUCCACGGUGCAAGGUUUUGUCGUCUGGGCAAGUGUGGGUGGUGUUUGGCACUUUCGUUGGUUUCAUGUCGCAGCAGUACCGGCGUUUGUCAGAGGCAUUGGUUAGUGCACGUGCUCAGUUCUCCUACUCGAGCGUCGCAGUAGCCCCGGAAAGAGGACGUUGCUGCCUCCGAUGGCUUCGAUGCGACGAGCGGCUUGGUUCACCGGCGUGCGCGUCUGCGCGCGCUGGGCCAGCAAUGACAGCAGCCACACACCGGCCAGUGGCCAGCGGCAGCGCACCUUCAAGAAAGUGGAGUCCAACUCGUUCCUGGCAAACCUUUUCAUGGGAGAGGCAAACUUGGCACAGAUAUUUCCCUUCCCAGAAGUACUGACAGCUGACCAAACAGAGACACUGGGGAUGCUGUUGGACCCCCUCAACAAGUUUCUCACGGAGGUGAACAAUGCCGACGCGAACGAUGCCAACGAAUGUGUUGCAGACGAGACGAUGCAGGCACUGAAGGCAAUGGGGGGCUUCGGCAUGCAAGUUCCUCCCGAGCUGGGAGGCAUUGGGGCUACCAACAGCCAGACAGCCCGCCUCAGUGAGACCAUUGGCGAGUACGACCUGGCACUCGGCAUCACACUCGGGGCACACCAGUCGAUCGGCUUCAAGGGCAUCCUGUUGUUUGGCACGGAGGAGCAGAAACGCAAGUACCUACCUGGCCUGGCGGCUGGCGAGCAGCUGGCUGCCUACUGCCUCACCGAGCCGGGCAGUGGAUCCGAUGCCAUGUCCAUCAAGACUCGAGCUGAACUCUCACCCGAUGGGAAACACUACAUUCUCAAUGGUGGCAAAAUUUGGAUCAGCAAUGGUGGCAUCGCUGAUGUCUUCACUGUAUUUGCCAAGACACCGGUGAAGCUGGACUCGGGGGAGGUGCGUGAUCGCAUGACUGCCUUCAUUGUGGAGCGCUCUUUUGGUGGUGUCACCUCGGGACCUCCAGAGAAGAAAAUGGGCAUCAAGGCAUCCAACACAGCGGCCGUGUACUUCGACAACACUCCAGUGCCUGUCGAGAACGUGCUUGGAAGCGUAGGUGAUGGCUUCAAGGUGGCGAUGCAGAUUCUUAACAAUGGCCGCUUUGGCAUGUCAGCCGUGCUGUGUGGCACUAUGCGCACAGCCAUCGCCAAGUCGGUGACCCAUGCCACCACACGCAUGCAGUUUGGGAGCCGGUUAGCUGCCUUUGGCAAUAUCCAGGAGAAGCUGGCCAGCAUGGCAGCACGCCUGUACACGGCAGAGUCGCUUACCUACCUGCUGUCGGGAAACAUGGAUCGUGGCUUCACGGACUACCAUCUCGAGGCAGCAAGCACCAAGGUGACGGCUUCCGAGUGCGCCUGGUAUGUGACGGAUGAGGCAAUCCAGAUCCACGGGGGCAUGGGCUUCAUGCGUGAUGCAGGCCUGGAGCGGUGCCUACGUGACCUUCGCAUCUUUCGUAUUUUCGAGGGAGCCAAUGACAUCCUGCGGCUCUUUGUUGCUCUGCAAGGGCUGCAGUACGCAGGUGGCCACCUGCGUGAGCUGCGGCGUGCCUUGCGCAACCCUGCUGCCCACCUGGGCCUCCUGUUUGACCAGGGCUCCAAGAGGGUGCGACGUGCCGUGGGUCUGGGCUCAGCUGCACCCACCUUGCAGCAGCAUGUGCACGCUCGUCUCGCCGGCCCAACUGCACUUGUGUCACGCUGCAUUGAACUCUGCGGAGGCGCUGUCGAGCAUCUCCUCAUCAAGUACGGCCGUAACAUCAUCGAUGAACAGUUCCUGUUGAUUCGGCUGGCCUACAGUGCCAUCGACGUGUACGCCAUGGUGGCGGUGUUGUCACGAGCGAGCCGUGCCCUGGAGAAGUCGCUGCCCUCGGCUGAGCACGAGGCCCUCCUGGCCCAGCUGAUUUGCAGCGAGGCUAGUGAGCGUGUGCAGGCCAAUUUGGGGGCUCUGCGAUCAUCUGAGAAGCACGCCAAUUUCACCACCAUGCGCGCAGUGGCCGAAGGCAUGUGCGAAGCUGGAGGUGCUGUGCCCCUCAACCCACUGGGUGUCUGAUGAUGACUCAGAAGAAUACGUGUUUACGCUACCAAGGCCACAUAGUGAUGAUUGCCACUUGGCUCAAUUCUGAUGAACUGAUAAUAAAGC